Molecule: messenger RNA, 1527 nt
Organism: Cydia amplana
Lineage: Eukaryota; Metazoa; Arthropoda; Insecta; Lepidoptera; Tortricidae
Exons: 1
Coding region: 202-1527 (441 amino acids)
Source: RefSeq, a predicted model, not a curated record
UUUCCUAGCAAAUAUAGUGAAAGGUUAUUUGUGACAACUUAUUCACGUAAGUAAUCUUCGAGUAGCUAUUCAUUUGUUUCUAGUACUGUUGCACAAAGGGUUUCGAAUCUACCCUUCAAUUUUAUCGGAAAAUUAAUAAAUUUAUAUUUAAACGGUUUUUGCCGUUCGAUACUUAUUAGUGUAGUUUUUUAUUGUAGAAUCAUGGAUGAUGUAGAAGGGAAGCCUGAAGACAAACCAGAUGUCUCAAAAACAAGGCGUAAGCAUGUUUCUAGCGAGUCAAGCAGCAGUGACAGUGACUGCUCCAGUUCCUCAGAUUCGUCGAAGUCAGAUUCGAAACACAAGCGCCGUUAUCGCAGCAAAAAAAGGGGGGGCCGAAAAAAGUCCCGUCGCAGGCUCCAUACGUUAACCAAACAAGUAAACGAGCUGCGAGCACUUGUUAAUCCUGAUAACUAUUACGCUCGUGUCGAUAAUAGUGAUGCAUAUUCUGUGGUUUCGGAUAAUGUCAGUCGAGAACUUUAUACCGAGGCGGAACCUCAGCCGGGCCCAUCUCAACCUUUUGUUUUGGGCCUCGGAACCAAAUUAAAGGAACCAACAAUACCCGAUGCUACGGAGGAGCAAAUAAAACUUUUGUGUGAGGUGCAACGCCUCGAUAAUAAAGGCUGGAAUGACAUACGCUAUUCCGAAACUCAGAAAAUCUACAGUAGGUCCCCGGGUUACACUGAUUUAGAGGUUAACGAAGAGGUUAAACAGUAUGACACAUAUCCACAUUUGGUGCAUUCCGACAAAGCGUAUGGCGCCCUUACGUUUUGUUUGAUAAAACAACAAGAAGCCCUGCACGCUGCAGUGGCAGAAAUACUUGAUUAUACUAGAGCUGGUGGAGAGUUUUCGUACGAAAGCUUUCGUGAGAAGGUAAGUAGCGUCCUUUUGGGUGGUGACCUUUUCAAAGUCUCUGAAGACAUGUUACAACUGGUUUGUGGACACAGAGCCGAGGUGAUAAACAUGAGACGAAAUGGAAUCACGAAGCAUAUCAAAGAGCCUUUGCUUAAAGCAGCUAUACGCAAGAUACCGCCAUCUAGUUCGUCGUUGUUUAACGCCGAAGAAUUCACAGCCAAAAUUGAGCACCAUGGUGGAGUUCGUAAGUGUUUCUGGCCCCUGAAAAAGACCACUGUUUCGCAAACAGAUGAGUUUAAGGCCACUACAGGCGUUCCCUCGCAGGGAACAGCGCCUCAUAAAGCGCCCUCGCAGGGCUAUUGCAAUCAUGCACAUGCAAGCAACACUUUCACAUGUAAUGCUCAUGCAUGCCAGGAAAAUGCUGCCGCGCAGCCGUAUAUGCCCCAGCGGGGUAAUUACAAUCAUAAUUAUCCUUCGCAAGGAUAUAACAGUGGAUUUAAAGCUGGGCCCAGUGGUUCCUUUCGGGGACGUCGGUCAAGACAAUACCAGCAGAAGUCCCAAAAUCAGCCUAGAACCGCUCGAAAACGAGGAGCUUCCCCCGCGGGGUACAGAUACAAUAAGAGAGGUAAAUAUUGA